Messenger RNA from Ilyonectria robusta, 1398 nucleotides. RefSeq lists its product as uncharacterized. Bases 347 to 1138 code for a protein of 263 amino acids. The record is from RefSeq and is a predicted model, not a curated record. The transcript is spliced from 3 exons. NCBI's taxonomy places the organism in Eukaryota, Fungi, Ascomycota, Sordariomycetes, Hypocreales, Nectriaceae.
CGACCUGCGGCCAAGUUUGAUUCAUCUUUAUAAAACGCGGGUCCCCGCCCUUCCGCCAGUGACAAACCCCCUGUCAGCAAACCACAAACACCCAUUCGCAGCGCUUUCGCAGGACAACCGUCUUUCAAACAGUCUUUCACCGACUUCAUCGCUAUUCGCAUCGCAGCAUCUGGAAUCCACAAAAAGCAGCCUAUUUUCUCCGUUUUGUUAUCGGAUUCUCGCCUCUGUACUUUAUCUGUGCAGACGCAUCUUUGCCUGGGGUUGCUCUUUGGUCGCCAAGACACCACCCUCUCCUCCCACGUAUCUCACAACCUUCCUUCCACCACAUCCGCACCCCGAAACAGCCAUGAGGUUCGACAUCGCGCUCUUGGCCCUCUCGCUCGUGGGCUCGAGUGCUGCCACGAUCAUCAACACGCCCCGACACGUCGAGCGCGUCGACGUUACUCCCCAGAACGAUCUAUUCAAGCGCCGCGGUGGCGGCGGCGGAGGAGGUCGCGGCGGCGGCGGCAGUGGUGGCAGCAGUGGAGGCAAAUCAUCCGGCUCAAGCAAGUCCGGCAGCAGUUCCUCCAGUAGCGGUUCCACCAGCAAAUCAUCCAACUCCGGCGGCACUUCGUCCAAGGGCUCCGGCGUCCAGCCCACCUACGGCGGUGGCCGAUAUUAUCCCGGAGGAGCUGCGGUUCCAUAUCGUGCCGGUGCUACGUCCGCCCUCGGCAUCGUUCCCUUCCUCCUACUCGGCUCCGCCAUCGCCUUCUGGCCCGGCGUCUGGCUGUACGGCGCGUACAUGUACCAUUACGACAACCCUUACCGCUUCUAUAACGCGUCCAGCAGAGCGAACGAGACCCGCGACGUCAUUUGCGGCUGCGCCCGCUACGCUGUCUGCGGAUGCGACGACAACAACUCGACCGCGUACUACGAUGAGCUCAUUGGCAAUGGCAGCUACGACGCCCUCAACAAGUCUAUUGUCAACGUCGCCAGGGUCAACGGCACCGAGACAAUUCUCAUCAACGGCACCCUCGCAAACGGCACCACCGUCGCGGGCGAAGACUCCGCCGCCGCCGGCAGCUUGCAAGCUUUGGCCGAGGCAGCCGGCUUCUGGCCUGUGUUGGCCACGGUCAUCGCCACAGUCUUCCUGUUUUAGGCCAUCAACCAACUCCCUUCUUUCAAUGUAAAUUCUUCGUCUUAAAUAAUUUCAUGACCUUCGUAACGACUGUUGGACUUCCUCUCGGCCUUGGGUGGACCAAAAUGGGGUUUGGUGGGACUCAUAACCAUGGCUUGCGGCUUGCUUGGCGUUAUUACCCCGGUGGGAGAGGGAAGAUAUCCUGGGUCCCUCUUGGGUGGCGCUUUGUUUAUUAGAUUAUCACUGCUUCUUAGAUCACUCAAUUGGAACAGGUUAAAACA